Harpia harpyja (harpy eagle) is the source of this 1823-nucleotide messenger RNA. It is a transcript of the gene PIPOX, whose product is annotated as pipecolic acid and sarcosine oxidase. The transcript is spliced from 8 exons. The record is from RefSeq and is a predicted model, not a curated record. Gene Ontology annotation, cellular component: peroxisome. Gene Ontology annotation, molecular function: flavin adenine dinucleotide binding; sarcosine oxidase activity; L-pipecolate oxidase activity. Bases 27 to 1205 code for a protein of 392 amino acids. NCBI's taxonomy places the organism in Eukaryota, Metazoa, Chordata, Aves, Accipitriformes, Accipitridae.
GGACGGGGACAGGGACGAGGACAGAGAUGGCUGCCCCCAGCCAGCCCCACCAAGCCACCUACGACGCCAUUGUCAUCGGGGCCGGCAUCCAGGGCUCCUUCGCCGCCUACCACCUGGCCCAGCGCCACAGGGACACCCUCCUGCUGGAGCAGUUCAUCCUGCCCCACUCGCGGGGCAGCUCGCACGGGCAGAGCCGCAUCACCCGCAGCGCCUACCCCCGAGCGCCCUAUGCCCGCAUGAUGCCCGACAGCUUCCGCCUCUGGCAGCGGCUGGAGGCCGAGGCCGGCACCAGCCUCUACAGGCGGACGGGGCUGGUGGUGCUGGGGCCGGCGGGCAACCCGGAGCUGGAAGGCUGCCGGCGCAGCCUGCGUGCCGGCGAGGUCCUCGACGCCACGGCACUGGCCCAGAGGUUCCCUGGCCUCCGGCUCCAUGCUGGCGAGGUGGCCGUGUGGGAUGGCACCGGUGGGGUGCUCUUCGCCGACCGGGCGCUGCGGGCGGUGCAGGACGUCUUUCGCCGGCACGGGGGCACCCUGAGGGAUGGGGAGAAGGUGCUGCGCAUUGAUCCCGGGGCCAUGCUCACCGUCACCACCACCGCCGGAGCGUACCGAGCCCCCCGGCUCAUCAUCGCGGCCGGAGCCUGGACCGGUGCCCUCGUGGCACCCCUGGGUCUCCAUCUGCCGCUGCAGCCCCUGCGCAUCGACGUCUGCUACUGGAGGGAGAAGGAGCCGAGGAGCCCCGGCACAGGCAGAGCUGGUCCUUGCUUCAUGGCCCUGGGGCUGCGCCGAGCCCCCCACGGCAUCUACGGGCUGCCCCCCCUCGAGUAUCCAGGGCUGGUCAAGGUGUGCUAUCACCACGGCAGCCCCGCUGACCCCGAGGAGCGGGAUGGGGUCCCCCUGGGUGCCCCCCACCCCGACAUCGCCCUCCUGAGCAGCUUCAUCAGCAACUACCUGCCUGGGCUGGAGCCCCGGCCGGCCGUGGUGGAGACCUGCCUCUACACGAACACCCCAGAUGAAGACUUCAUCCUGGACAAGCACCCCAAGUUCAGCAACAUCAUCAUCGGGGCCGGCUUCUCGGGCCAUGGGUUCAAGCUGGCGCCGGUGGUGGGGAAGCUGCUGUGUGAGCUGAGCCUGGGUGAGGAGCCGUCCCACAGCACGGCCCCCUUCGCCAUCACCCGCUUCCCCGGCGUGCUCCGGGCUGCGCUGUAGGUGCAGGGCCCCAGCCGUGCCUGCACGGCAUCCCACCGGCCUGCAGCUGUGUCCCUGCAUCCCGGUGUCCUUACAUCCCAGUGUGUUGGCAUCCCCACGUAUCUCCAUCUCCCUGCAUCCCGGUGUCCCGAUAUGCUGCACCCCAGCACCCCUCCACCCCCACACCCCAGCUACUCUGCAUCCCCACAUCCCCAUACUCCACAUCCCAGCACCCAGCAUCCUGGCACCCCUCCAUCCCAGUAGCUCCCAUCUGUGCACCCCAGCACCCCUCCAUCCCCACAUCCCAGCACCUUGGCAUCCCCAUACCCCCGCAUCCCUGCUACCUGCAUCCCAGCAUCCCUCCAUCCCCACAUCCCGCAUCCCAGCACCCCUGCAUCCCUGUACCCCUGCAUCCUGCCAACCCAGUACCCCCCACAUCCCAGCAUCCUGGUACCCUGCCUCCCCACAUCCCAGCAUCCCCAUAUCCCUGCAUCCCAGCAUCCCGCAUGGUGCCAAGCUGUCUGCCGAGCACCCGCUCCCCAGAAACAAAUUAAGGAGCUUUGUCAGCCUCAUGAAGAUGGAGCUGGAACAGUGCAGACACACUCGCUUAGGAGUCAAGUUAAAUGUUUUAAUGUUAAA